Zea mays is the source of this 3293-nucleotide messenger RNA. RefSeq lists its product as uncharacterized. NCBI's taxonomy places the organism in Eukaryota, Viridiplantae, Streptophyta, Magnoliopsida, Poales, Poaceae. The record is from RefSeq and is a predicted model, not a curated record. The transcript is spliced from 6 exons. The coding region runs from base 1057 to 2424 and encodes 455 amino acids.
GGCCCAUGAACCCGGCCGGUGUCUGCACUUUGCAAGCCGUGGUCUCGAGCCCCGUCCUGGAUGCCUUGCCCUCUGAUCACCGCCGAGCCGUCUCCGAUCUCCACUAAUCAAUGCCACCGGCUCCGCCUCGUACACCUCCCUCCUCCCCUGAUCAAAACCGCCCGGCGCCACCGCCGUCCACUCCGCUUUUCUCUUCCCACCGCCUGCUUCGGCAGUCGUCACUCCCCCGUCCCAGCAGUACCGGCUGCUUAUUCACCUGUCCGACACUCCGACCUGCGCCACGCCACCCUGCCGUUUGAGGUUUGACCUUGAGCCCCUGCCUGCUCCGUGCUCCCACUAGUCCCACACCCCCUUUCCCUUUUCCCCGCCAUUAACCUGACGCUUCACCAGGCGCAGCUGCGGCCGCAGUCGAGAGGACGGCGGCGAAUCCCUCCCGCAUCGGGCUCGGCCCUGGGCCGCACUCGGAAGAAGGAAAAAAAAAACCCAUUCCCUCGAAUCCCUUCCCUGCUUCUGCUCGCCUGAAAAAAGCUCUCGUUUUGCAGGCCCGUGCCCGCCAUUACGCGCCCCCGAUUCAAUGCCGUCUUGAGCUCGUCUCGUCGCACAUAACAGUAUCACGUCCUCCCCGCCCCGCUGCUUGCUCCCUCUCGUGCUCCUCCCACGCACGGCACGCAGCACGCUCUCAUCCUCCUCCUCACGCCUCCCGCCCCACCCUCACAGGCCGGAAAGCUCCAACCGAGAGGCCUCUGUUUGUAUGUAGGACACCCAGAGCGCGUCAAGAAAAUAUACGAGAGGGAAGGUUGGGAGCAGUUCCCCUGUGUCCCGUCCCCUCAUGUGCCUAUACCUGCCUGCCGAUUCUAUCUUGGCCGACCACUCCCUUGUCGUCCCAAUUCAAUUCUGAUUGCCGGCGCGCGAGUGGUGUGGUGUGUCGUCUUCGUGCGCGUGGGAAUGCAGGUUUUGGAGGCACCAGCCCACUAAUCGCGACGCUCCACGGGACUUGCAGCUCGAGUUUCUUUCGAAGAGGAGCGUGAAACUGACGGGAGCUGGGCGUGGGCGAGAAUGGAGAGCCGAGGACGGCGGCUGCGGAGCCCCGAGCGCCAGAGGCCGGCGUCGCGGAAGGUGCCGGUGGUGUACUACCUCACCCGGAGCCGCCACCUCGAGCACCCGCACUUCGUCGAGGUGCCGCUGGCCUCGCCGGAGCGGCUCUAUCUCAGAGAUGUCAUCAACCACCUCAACGUGGUGCGCGGCAAGGGCAUGGCGGCGAUGUACUCGUGGUCCUGCAAGAGGAGCUACAAGAACGGGUUCGUGUGGCACGACCUCGCGGAGGAUGACCUCGUCGUCCCGGCAACCGACGGCGAGUACGUGCUCAAGGGCUCCGAGCUCGUCGACCAGUCCUCUUCAGGUCCGUUUUACCCUGUCACUGUCAGUAACGGCAGCCAGAAGCAACAGAGCAGGCCGAAAGAGGGCGCACGGCAGGCAUUGCCAAGAGACCAUUCCCACCCGUCCUGCCCUCCCAGUAGCGUGACAGUUAGAGAAGCCAAGGCCCGGCGGUCACCUUGUGUGCCUCCACAAGACGAGGACGACGACACCACCUCUCCGCGCCGGGAUCGCUCCUUGGAGACCAUGCCGCAGCAGGAGCUGGAGCCCCAGCAGAGGAACGAGAGGGCUCAGCCGCCAGCCAGCGGGUCUGCGAGCCCAGUGGAGUUCAGAGUUCACAAGCAGCACGCCGGUUGCAUGGACGCUGCGACUCAAACCGAUGAUCUUGGUCGCAGAACACCCGAGCUGCGCAAGAAGAGUCUGAGGAGCACAGACCAUGACGCCGUCGUUCGUGAAGUCACAGAGUGCUGGCAGAGGCAGAGCCAUCCUUGCAGGUCAGCAGACCUCCCAGGGGUGUCCAGGGAAGAACUCCUGCACCAGUCUACUACUCCACCGAGCACACCGUCGACCCGUGGCAAGUCCGCGAGCUUAGAGUCGCUGAUACGAGCGGACAACGCGACGAGCAGCUUCAGGAUCCUUGAGGAGGAGGAGGAAGAGGAGGAGGAGGAGGAGGAGGAGGAGGAGGAGGAUAUCGUCGUGCUCAGUGCCUGCCCGAAGCUGAAGCCGGCGAACGUGCUGGUGCAGCUCAUCAGUUGCGGCUCGCUUUCGGUGAAAGGCCACGAAGACGCCGCCGGACCUGUUCGGGCAUACAAGCCUAGGCUCCCAAGCAUGAAGCUCCCCUCCCCGUUUGUUUCUCGCGCCAUGGCGAUGGGCGAGCUUGACUACCUGUCAGAGAACCCCAGCAGGUUGGUGGGAGUGAGGAUGGAGGAGAAGGAAUACUUCAGUGGGAGCCUUGUUGAGACGAAGACGCAACGAGAUGGUACGGCUGAGAGGUACUCGGCGCUCAAACGGUCUUCUUCCUACAAUGCAGAAAGAGAAAGGGAGAGGUAAAAGACUUGUCGCUCCAAUAUAUUAGAAGGAGUAGAACUAACAGGAAAUUACAAGAAACCAAAACGACUUACAAGACUAGAAGCAAACUCCUGAACAAUUCAGUUCUAAUUAUCAAAACGGCCCGUAAGAGUAUUCUAAGACUGAGGCCAUGGCUGGCUGGUCACGGCAAACUGGAUGAGUUAAAAGAUGUCACCGGCGAAAAUACACAUCGGAGGGUGGAUUUCUCUGUCGCCUCGCUGCAGUCACCCAUCCACUUCUGAAGUUCAUUCAGUCAUCCUCACAGCACGAGCCGCGCUUGUCAGAUGUACAGGACAGGACAGGAGCACGUUGCUGGCUGCCAGGCAAGAUUCUCCUGUUGCUCUACCGAGACACAGAAGCGACCCCUGUUGGUUCAUCCUCAUGAACAGUCAGCUGUAUCCAUUCCAUCCAAGCUGUCAUUCUGUUUCUACUGGCGGGACCAUUUAAAAAAAACACUGCCUGCCUGCUAAAAAAAGGCAGCGGGUUCCGUUCCACUCACCUGCUGCAUUGCUACUGGAUCAUGGUUUUGCACUUUUGCUUGUUAUGGAACUUAAUAAACGUGAUCUAAUCUGCAGGGCCAGCGACGCUCUGGAUUGCACAAGACGUGAAGAGGGUGAAACAGACGACAGAUCGUCGUCGCGCGCGAGGUGCCUCCCGCGGACGCCGAUGAUCCUGGCAUCCUUCCUGCACCCGAGGGGCGACCCGCUCAAGUCUCCCGUAUCGGACUGCCGCCGGAACUCCUCGGCCCGCCGGCAGGACUGCGACGCGGCCUCCGGCGACGGCGGGAGCAGGAGGUUCGCCGCCGACGCCUCUGUCGUCGCGUCCGCGGUGGCUGCAGGGACGGAGGAAUC